AUGUUCCUCAGGGGCGGCAGCCCUUUCGCAGCCAAGAAGAGUGCGCCUGCAGACCACCCGGCCGACCAGCCUGCUAGUGCGCCCGGCCGCAUAGGCCAGAUCUCUCAGGUGAUCGGCGCCGUGGUCGAUGUCCAAUUCGAGGGCGAAAUUCCCCCAAUUCUGAACGCCUUGGAGGUCAGUGGCACCGAGCACCGGCUGGUGCUGGAGGUUGCCCAGCACCUGGGCGACUCGAGGGUCCGGACCAUCGCCAUGGACUCGACGGAAGGACUGGUGCGGGGCCAGGACGUGACGGACACAGGGGCCCCUAUCACCAUCCCGGUGGGGCCUGAGACGCUGGGACGGAUCAUGAACGUGAUCGGGGACCCCAUCGACGAGAAGGGCCCCAUUUCCGCCAAGAAGUUCUACCCGAUCCACAGGGAUGCGCCAGCCUUCGACGAGCAGGGCUCGGGAGCAGAGAUCCUGAUCACGGGCAUCAAGGUGGUGGACCUGCUGGCCCCCUACGCCAGGGGUGGCAAGAUCGGACUGUUCGGCGGGGCGGGCGUCGGCAAGACCGUCGUCAUCCAGGAGCUGAUCAACAAUGUGGCUAAGGCGCAUGGCGGGUACUCCGUCUUCGCGGGGGUGGGGGAACGCACCAGGGAGGGCAACGACCUGUACCACGAGAUGAUCGAGUCCGGCGUCAUCAAGAUCGACGGGCCUGGGUCCCGCUGCGCCCUCAUUUACGGGCAGAUGAACGAGCCCCCCGGAGCCCGCGCCAGAGUGGGGCUGACGGGGCUGACAGUGGCAGAGUAUUUCCGUGACGAAGAGGGGAAGGACGUGCUGCUGUUCAUCGACAACAUCUUCCGGUUCACGCAGGCCUGCUCCGAGGUGUCCGCCCUGCUCGGCCGCAUUCCCUCCGCAGUCGGCUACCAGCCCACCCUUGCCACUGACUUGGGCGCCUUGCAGGAGCGCAUCACCACCACCAAAAAAGGCUCUAUCACCUCAGUGCAGGCCAUCUACGUGCCUGCCGACGACUUGACCGACCCUGCCCCCGCGACGACCUUCGCGUUCUUGGACGCCACGACUGUGCUGUCGCGAGGCCUGACCGAGCUGGGGAUCUACCCGGCCGUGGACCCGCUGGACUCGACCAGCCGUAUCCUGGACCCAGUGAUCGUGGGAGAACGGCACUACACGGUGGCGCGAGGAGUACAGAAGCUGCUGCAGGACUACAAGUCACUGCAGGACAUCAUCGCCAUCUUGGGGAUGGACGAGCUGUCCGAGGAAGACAAGAUCACGGUGGCGCGGGCCCGGAAGGUGCAGAAGUUCCUCUCGCAGCCGUUCUUCAUGAGCGAGAUCUUCACUGGGCGCAAGGGCAAGUUCGUGGCCCUGAAGGACACCAUCGACGGGUUCGCGGCGCUGCUGGAGGGCAAGGGGGACGACUACCCCGAGACCGCCUUCUACAUGCAGGGCGUGCUGGAGGACGCCUUCGAAGAGGGCAAGCGCCUGGCCAUGCAGACUGCCAAAUGA
Molecule: messenger RNA, 1503 nt
Organism: Hippocampus zosterae (dwarf seahorse)
Lineage: Eukaryota; Metazoa; Chordata; Actinopteri; Syngnathiformes; Syngnathidae
Product: ATP synthase subunit beta, mitochondrial-like
Exons: 1
Coding region: 1-1503 (500 amino acids)
Biological process (GO): proton motive force-driven mitochondrial ATP synthesis; proton transmembrane transport
Molecular function (GO): ATP hydrolysis activity; proton-transporting ATP synthase activity, rotational mechanism; ATP binding
Source: RefSeq, a predicted model, not a curated record